CCCUCUCCCUUUUAUUCAUCCAUUGGCUCCCACCCAAUUCGUAGUCACAGCGAUACUUCGCUGUUUAAAUGAAAGUGGGUUAGGUGAGUCCUCAGCGCUUUUUCCUCGUUGAUUACACAAAUCCUCACUUCGACAUCAUGGCUUCAUCGACUAUACCGUUUCCUUUACGUGAACCUCAACCAAAGGAAAAUACCUCUCAGCCAUUUCAGCCCAAUCUUAAUGUGAAAUUGAUCUGUCCCGAUUGUCGUGUGACCCCACCCCAUAUUGUCGAAGAAUUCGCAUCAGGUGAUCUGGUGUGUGGCGAUUGCGGUCUUGUGCUCGGAGAUCGCAUCAUUGACACACGAUCAGAAUGGCGAACAUUCGCAAACGAUGAAGGCGAUGAUCCGUCUCGUGUGGGUGCUGCGGCGAAUCCUUUGUUGGAUGGUAAUCAACUGGAUACGGUGAUUUCGAGACGAGAUGGUGGAACGGGCGCUGCAAAGGAUCUGAACAAGGUCCAUGGACGAGCGACGGCCGUCAAGGGUGAACGAAAUCUUGUUCAGGCUUACAAAGAAAUCAGUGCCAUGUGCGACAGCAUCUCACUAUCAAAGAUUGUGAGCGAUACGGCCAAACAACUGUAUAAACGUGUGGAAGACGAAAAAUUACUACGAGGAAAAUCCAGCGAUGCUAUCAUUGCUGCGUGUAUUUUUAUUGCGUGCCGUCAAGAAAAGGUGGGACGUACUUUCCGAGAAAUCUGCGCUUUGACCCGAGUCCCGAAAAAGGAGAUUGGUCGAUGUUACAAAUCACUGCAAUCCAAACUACAGACCAAUACCACCAUCAUGAAUUCUGAGGAUUUGAUGUCCCGUUUCUGUUCCAACCUACAACUACCAAACUAUGUGCAAAAGACGGGGAUUGAUCUUGUGCGGCGGGCAAAGGAAUUGGGUACAUUGGCAGGUAAGUCGCCCAUCUCCGUUGCCGCAGCAUGCAUCUAUCUCGUCUCCUAUCUUUAUCGGCAUCCCAAAUCAACACGAGACAUUGCGCAUGUGGCUGGUGUAUCCGAAGUAACCAUCAAGACUGCUUACAAGUCGCUGUAUGCCGAACGGGAUAAUCUGCUGAAUAUCGAAUCACUUCGCAGUAAACCCAAUGGGGAAACAGUUAGCUUCGAUGAUUUGGCGCUGCCUUAGAAAAUAUUUCUAUCUCUCUCUCUCUUCACCGCUUCUUAAACCCAAAAACUUAAGCACACUAAAGGAGAAGAAAGAAAAAGAAAAAAAAAAGGUCCAAAAAGAGGAAAAAGCAAUAAAAAAACGAAGGAAGAAAAAAAGCUCCGCGUUGCGUUUUACGCUUGUACUUAGUGUAUUUGAUCUUUUUUUUUUAAUUCCCAAAUAAAGACCGUUUUCAUUUUUUUUUUUUUCCUCCGGUUGAUACGUCUCGUCUUUUUUCUUUCUUAGCAUCUUUUUU
Radiomyces spectabilis is the source of this 1434-nucleotide messenger RNA. RefSeq names its product cyclin-like protein. The coding region runs from base 138 to 1160 and encodes 340 amino acids. Gene Ontology annotation, molecular function: RNA polymerase II general transcription initiation factor activity; TBP-class protein binding. The transcript has 2 exons. Gene Ontology annotation, biological process: transcription preinitiation complex assembly; transcription initiation at RNA polymerase II promoter. Gene Ontology annotation, cellular component: transcription preinitiation complex; nucleus. NCBI's taxonomy places the organism in Eukaryota, Fungi, Mucoromycota, Mucoromycetes, Mucorales, Radiomycetaceae. The record is from RefSeq and is a predicted model, not a curated record.